Molecule: messenger RNA, 1137 nt
Organism: Haliotis rubra (blacklip abalone)
Lineage: Eukaryota; Metazoa; Mollusca; Gastropoda; Lepetellida; Haliotidae
Product: zinc carboxypeptidase-like
Exons: 9
Coding region: 1-1137 (378 amino acids)
Biological process (GO): proteolysis
Molecular function (GO): zinc ion binding; metallocarboxypeptidase activity
Source: RefSeq, a predicted model, not a curated record
AUGAAGGUGUUGAUGCUCGCUGGGUGUCUUGUCUUGACCUUAGGGGCAACGCUAGCCAAGGAGGAGGCACUUCCUCAGAAGGUGACCUACGUCAAUCACCGCCUGCUUGCAGUAACCCCUCAAAACAAGGAGCAGGUCGAGUUUCUGGCCGAUCUUGAAGAUAGCGGGCACCUCGGGCUGGACGUCUGGAUCAUGCCCCGGGUCAACCAACCAGGGAAAGUCAGGGUUCCUCCCGAGACCUACCAGAGGUUCCUCGAUCUCAUCAACGCAGCGGGCAUUCCGCAUGAGCUGAAACAUGAUAACAUUCAGGAAUUAGCUAACUACAUCAGCGGUUUCGCAUCCAGCUUCACUGGAGUGUCGACGGGGACAUUAGCCCACCAGACGUAUGAGGGAAGGUUGACUUACUACAUCCACAUAAACAACCCCAGUGUUUCUGGCAAGAAACGAAUCUUCAUCGAGGCCGGGAUUCACGCCAGAGAGUGGGUGACCCCAGCAUCAACGAUGUAUUUUGUGGACAAGAUGCUUCACGAACGAUCCAUCGCCGGCAGCCAGGCUCAGUAUUUGUACAACAACUUUGAGUGGUACAUCGUCCCUGUCACCAACCCUGAUGGUUAUGCCUACACACACACCAGUGAUCGGCUGUGGAGGAAGAACAGGAACACCUGCAGUUCCAUCUUCGGCCGCGGUGUCGACCUCAACAGAAACUGGGACGCAAAUUUUGAGGUAAAUGUUUCCUGUAGCGGAUCUUCCUCCAGCUGUUUCUCCGACACCUACCACGGCAGCAGCGUCUUCUCCGAGGCGGAGACGAGGAACAUCCGAGACUGGGUGGCCAGUAUCCAGAGCAACGAAGGCCCAAUCUCCGCCUACCUAUCGGUCCACUCUUACUCCCAAUAUCUCCUGGUACCAUACGGGUAUGCCGAGAACACCGAGCCGGCUAAUACGGCUGAGAUAGUACACGUGGCCUCCGGAACGUCCUCAGAUUGGGCCCGCCUAAAUGCCAACAUCCCGUACGCCAUGACCUACGAGAUGAGACCCGACUCCAAUGACAACGCCGGGUUCCAGCUCCCGGAAAGUGAGAUCAUCCCGACGGGCGAGGAUCUCUGGGUGUCAUUGCAUGCCAUUGCGUCCGAACUGUAA